Magnolia sinica is the source of this 786-nucleotide messenger RNA. RefSeq lists its product as uncharacterized. The record is from RefSeq and is a predicted model, not a curated record. The coding region runs from base 1 to 786 and encodes 261 amino acids. The transcript has a single exon. NCBI's taxonomy places the organism in Eukaryota, Viridiplantae, Streptophyta, Magnoliopsida, Magnoliales, Magnoliaceae.
AUGAGGACUGACCUGAAACAUCGCGACAAACGCAAAUAUUGCCGCUUUUAUCGGGAUCGCAGUCAUAACACAGCCGAUUGCGUGAACCUCAAGGACGAGAUCGAGACCCUUAUUCGUAAGGGUCAUCUACACCGUUAUAUUAAGGGAGAAAGAACCACUCAGAAAGAGGAGCGAGAGCGAGAACAGCUGAAUAACACCAUGGAAGAGCCGACCGAAAUCCGCACCAUCUUCGGGGGCUUAUCCGGAGGAGGAGAUUCGAACCGUGCCCGAAAAGCCCACUCUCGGAAGUCCGAUCCAGAGCAUUAUGUCCACUUGACCGAGCGGCCCAGCAAGGAACUCCGAGUCAGCCCGUGUAAUUUAACCUUCACGGAAGAGGAUGCACAUGGAAUCCAACACCCACACAAUGACGCUCUGGUAGUUACUAUGACCAUAGCGAAUCGUAAGGUGUACUGUAUCUUGGUCAACACCGGGAGCUCAGCCGACGUAAUUUAUUCCGAAGCCUUUGAAAGAAUAGGGAUUCUGAGGUCUCAUUUUAGACCCGUGAAGACCCCUCUACACGGCUUUGCCGGGGAAAGAGUAAUCUCCGAAGGAGUCAUCUCCCUCCCCGUGACUGUGGAGGAAGGACAGCAUCAAGUCACACUUAUGGUGGACUUCCUUGUUGUCAAUGUGUCAUCCGUAUAUAACGUUAUCCUGAGUAGGCCUUCCCUCAAUGCAAUGAGAGUAGUCGUCUCCACAUAUCAUCUGAUGAUGAAAUUCCUCGCCGAGGGCGGGAUAGGCUAUCUCUGA